Linderina pennispora is the source of this 2460-nucleotide messenger RNA. RefSeq lists its product as uncharacterized. Gene Ontology annotation, molecular function: fatty acid synthase activity. The record is from RefSeq and is a predicted model, not a curated record. Gene Ontology annotation, biological process: long-chain fatty acid biosynthetic process. The transcript has 5 exons. NCBI's taxonomy places the organism in Eukaryota, Fungi, Kickxellomycota, Kickxellomycetes, Kickxellales, Kickxellaceae. Gene Ontology annotation, cellular component: fatty acid synthase complex. The coding region runs from base 1 to 2460 and encodes 819 amino acids.
AUGGCUGUGAUGACACAUGGAUCCGAUGAGGAAGGAAAAAUUGUAGAAAAUCAGAGAAUUAUAAAUUCUGACACAAAAUAUGCCACCACAGUCAACGAGCCAGUCAAAGAUAUACUCGACCGUGUUUACACCAGGCUAAUGGAGAAUCUUAACAAGCGUGAAUCCAAUAAGGAUCCAUCCCCAAUCUGUACUGUCGAGUAUCUUGCACCAGAGCCCUCUCCAGUAUCGCUCCCUACCUCAGUUGCAGUGGCUGUUGAUGAAUCAAGCCGCACAUACAGGCUCCCGACUGAUGCAGCACUGCUUCCGAAUCCUGAUGUAUGGCUGGAGGCACUGGCAGGUCCUAGCUCAGAGCUGGCUUCGUGCACUUCUCACAUCGCCAGUGGUGGUUUCGCAAAUCACUAUAUUGAAGGUCGGGAUUUAUCAUACCGCAAUGCUUAUUUGCGUGUACACGGCCAUGCAGUUGGCUCUGGCGAUAUAAACUCUGUUGGUAUAGAACAGCACUUCUCGGCUGAUGCGCUCAAGUCAUUCACCAUCAGCCAGGAGCUUGUUCAGAAGUACUGUUCUAGUACUCACAUCACGUCAAAGUAUUACAAAAUGGCUGCCGACGAGUCACAGCUGGCCCCAAUGGACAUAUUCUUCGGCAUCGGAAUUAGCCAAUUGACAUCUAUCUUGACCACUCCCCCUCUGCAUAGAGGUCUCCUUGGGAUCAUCCACUUGAGCCAUAGUACAAACUAUCAGGUAUCACUCACUGCACUUGAAAACAUUGAGAGUGGCCAGAAAAUAUCCUUCACUUCGAGAUUUUACCGCAAAGGAAACCUCAUUGCUAUAUGUGAGGAUGUUCUUGUCAUACGCGGCCAAUAUGCAGCAUACAACCAAAUGUUCCGAUCAAUGGAUGAACCUGUGCGACGCAUGCAAACCGAAUCAGAUGAGGAUGCUACAGCGCUUGGUGCUAAAGAGUGGUUUAUAUUCAAAGAUGGCUCUGAGCCUCUCAGCAUUAUGCGUGGAGAUGUUCUGGAGUUCAGGCUCCAUUCGCACUACCAGUUCAAAUCCAAUGAGAUCUACUCCAAAAUCAAAACAGCCGGACCUGUGUAUCGCUUGCUACCAUCCGGAGAAUAUGAGCAUAUUGCUGAUGUGUAUUACGAGAAUAAUGAUGCUUAUGACAACUAUGUCAUCCAGUUUUUGAAUGAAAGCCAGCUGAGCGAUGCGAGCACAGUGAAUUUUGAGUAUGACAGUACACUGGUAUUGCAGAAUGGAAUUUCAGGUGGUUUGUCCUUUAAAGCACCAUCAGUAAAUUGGGAGUUUGCGCAUGCCUCUGGCGAUCAGAGCAUGGCGCACACAAACCCGUAUGUUGCAGCAUAUACUGGGGAAUCGGAAAUGACUUGUCACAGAAUGUGGACAUCAGCCGCAUCUCGCGCUGUUGUUGAGCGUGUUGUUGCAGAUAGCGACCCUCGGCGCAUGCGCUCAUACAGUGUCCAGUUUGUUGGAAAUGUCUAUCCAAACGACAAACUUCGGGUAGAGCUAGUUCACGCAGGGAUGAACAACUGGAUACAUGAUUAUCAAUGGCAAGACUCAGAGGUUGCCCAGGCAAAGACCGCAUAUGUGUUUACUGGCCAGGGGUCGCAGUUUGUUGGCAUGGGGAUGGACCUCUACAUGUCAUCCACAGCUGCCAGAGAUGUGUGGGACCGAGCUGAUAGACACAUGUUGAAGAAGUAUGGAGUUUCUCUUCUGAAAAUUGUCCAAGAAAAUCCGAGAGAGUACUUGGUUAAAUCUGGUGGCAAGAAAGGCAUCACCAAUUCGUACACACUACCUCUCUUUGAGCAGCUGAUUCCGGAGAUCACUCGGUCAUCGAAAUCAUACACGCACCGGUGUUCAAAUGGCCUGCUCAAUGCGACACUGUUCACACAGCCGAUCCAGACGGUGAUGUCGCUAGCUCAGGCUGCAGACAUGCGUGCUCAUGGUCUUAUCCAGGACGAUGCUAUUUUCGCUGGCCAUUCGCUUGGUGAGUUUGGGUCACUCGCAGCAAUUGCUGAGAUUGUCUCUGUCGAGGAUGCGGUCGAUAUUGCCCUCUAUCGUGGGCUUUUGCUCCAUGCUUCAGUAGAUCGCGAUACCAAUGGUCGCUCCCAGUAUGCGAUGGCAUCUAUCAAUCCUCAGCGUGUUCUACCUGGCUUCAGCGAGCUGCACCUGCUCCGAAUUGUUGACUGUAUUCGUGAGCGGAAGCAGCAGCUCCUAGAAGUUAUCAACUACAAUGUCCAAGGGCAGCAAUACGUUGUCACAGGGCAUGUUGAGAGUUUAAAUGACAUGUGCCUUAUUGCGCAUGAGCUAUCCAAAAGGAGUUUGUCAUCAGCAGAGCUGGAAGAGGGAAACAUCCUUCAGGAUAUAAUAGACGGUAUACUCUCUGCAACUCCAGAUAUGCAGCUACAGGAAGAUAGUAGAAUGAACUACCCGUAUCCCUGGCGUUGA